Chelonia mydas (Green sea turtle) is the source of this 2205-nucleotide messenger RNA. RefSeq names its product SPRY domain containing 4 (gene SPRYD4). Gene Ontology annotation, molecular function: protein binding. Lineage: Eukaryota; Metazoa; Chordata; Testudines; Cheloniidae. The transcript has 2 exons. Bases 25 to 744 code for a protein of 239 amino acids. The record is from RefSeq and is a predicted model, not a curated record.
CCGCGGAAGCCAGGCCCAUCCAAGAUGGCGGCGCCCCUGCCCGGCUACUUCCGCCCGGGUCACGUGAGGCGGGAAAGCCGGGGACUUGUCCCACGCGGCUCCAAGAUGGCGGCGCCCAUGCUGAGCGCUCUGCGGCGGCCGGGCUGGGGCCUGCGCGGGGUUGGGCGGGCUCGCGCCAGCGGCCCCCACCGGAGGGACAUCAGUUUCAAGCUAGAUGAGCGAACGGCUCACAGCAGCCUGGAUCUCUCCAAAAAAGACACCGGCGUCAUUUACCGCAUGCUGGGGAUUGACCCAACCAAAGUCCCCCAGAACCCUGAGCGAUUUCGGGAGUGGGCUGUGGUGCUGGGGGACGCUGCCGUGUCCAGCGGCCAGCACUACUGGGAAGUGACAGUCAAGCGCUCGCAGCAGUUCCGUAUCGGCGUGGCUGAUGUGGACAUUUCCAGGGAAGGGUGCAUUGGGCACGACGACCACUCCUGGGUGUUUGCGUACUCCCACCGCAGGUGGUACGCCAUGCUGGCCAACGAAACCACCCCCAUCAGUAACAUCGGCAACCCUGAGCGCGUGGGGCUGCUGCUGGACUACGAGGGCAGGAAACUCAGCCUGGUGGAUGUGGGCAAACAGGUGUUCAUCCAUACCCUGGCCACGGAUUUCCAGGGGCCCGUGGUGCCCGCAUUUGCUCUCUGGGAUGGGGAGCUGCUAACUCAUUCUGGGUUGGAUGUGCCCAAGAACCUCCGGGACAGUUAAUGGUCAACCGCAGGGCCUGGGAUGUCUGGACAUGCCCUCCUGUAGGGAAACCUCCUUCAGCGUGAGGCAGAGAAAGGGAUUUGGUCAGUCCCCUCACCCCGUUCAGUCCCGAGGGGGCGCUCUCCAGGCAGCUCUAGAGCUUGCUUUCCCCUUGGGAAGGAGCCGUCCCCUCUCAGUCCCCAGCUAGGAACCAACUCCAGCUCUUCUGCUCAGCUAAAGCAGGGUCCUCAGGCCAAGAUUCUGCCCGCUAGGUCUGUGGCUCAACCCUGGAGCAGAGAAGCCCCUCGCUGCCCCCGGAGAUCAGGCAAUCCCAGACUUGUUUCCCUUCUCCAUCUUAGCUAGUCCUUAGGAGCUUUGUGGCCAUCUGCCACUCCUGUGCCAAACGCCCUGCCGGUCCCUGCGCCUGUUCCCCCAUCAGUGCUCCCGGUGGCAGAUUUGGAUUUGAAUGACAUGAGGCUUUGCUGGAGGGAGGGAAGCGUCACUGUCGCCCCCUUCUGUCUCAGGGAGGGGGGGACAGUCAGGCGCAGCAGUUCUCAGCUGGUCGGUCGUGCGUCUCAGCGGCUGCACCUGAACCCAGCCGGAAACCUAGAUCCCAUUCCUGUGUCGGCAAGGGCCGUUACGCUUCCGUUUCCACAAGUGCUUUAUUAAGACACAGCUUAUUAAGCCGUGCUUUAUUAAGAAGCUCCCUCUUCUCCCACAGCAUCCCCACCAAAGCUGUGGUCGUUUCCCCCCACUGUCUGGAGCCAAUCAGCAGGCCCCAGGGAUGGGCGGGCAAACGAAUCCUGGCGCCGUUGCUUAGUGCAGCCACAGGGGUGUUCCUGGAUGCAGGGGAAAAAACCCAGGAAGGAGCAAUACAUUUGGGCAGGGACUUUGUGUCUGUAGCUUUCCUCUCAGCCAUGGUUUGUCUGGCUUAGCCGGGGGAGGGGGAACAGUGCUACCCCCCCAACCCCAUUAAGGACUUUGCCACUGCCCCUUCCCAAUCCUUCAGGGCAGGGGUGGCCAACCUGGGGCUUAGAAGGAGCCAGAAUUUACCAAUGUGCAUUGCCAAAGAGCCACAGUAACACGUCAGCUCCCCCCAGCCCCCCGCCCCCAGUGUCUCCUGCCCGCCGCGAUCAGCUGUUUUGUGGUGUGCAGGGAGCUCAGGGGGGAGGAGCAGGGGCGCGUCAGACUCGGGGAAGGGGCGGGGGCCUUGGGGAAAGGAGUGGAGUGGGACAGAGCCAGGGGUUGAGCAGUGAGGACCCCCCAGCGCAUUGGAAAGUCGGCACCUGUAGCUCCAGCCCCUGUGUCUAUGUGAGGAGCUGCAUAUUAACCUCCGAAGAGCCGCAUGUGGUCCCAUCCCUCAGCAGCCCCGGUGCAUCCGGCUACGUUCACACAAACCCAGCCCCCCGGCGGUGCUUUGCUGACUGUGUGUAUUGGUGGGUCUCCCAAUCCCCUCCCCUGUAAUAAACCGGAGAAUCCUCA